This is a messenger RNA of Pieris rapae (cabbage white), 1914 nucleotides long. Its product is annotated as putative fatty acyl-CoA reductase CG5065. The record is from RefSeq and is a predicted model, not a curated record. The transcript has 11 exons. Gene Ontology annotation, biological process: long-chain fatty-acyl-CoA metabolic process. Gene Ontology annotation, molecular function: alcohol-forming very long-chain fatty acyl-CoA reductase (NADP+) activity. The coding region runs from base 72 to 1526 and encodes 484 amino acids. NCBI's taxonomy places the organism in Eukaryota, Metazoa, Arthropoda, Insecta, Lepidoptera, Pieridae. Gene Ontology annotation, cellular component: peroxisome.
AAUUAAAAUCAGUAAUAAUACAGAGAUUAAAUCAUAUGAAGUCUUUAUAAGUAUCUGCGAAGGCAUUACAUAUGCAGUACCACCCGGAGAUCGGGAAAAGCAUACAAGACAUUGUGAAAUUGUAUUUGCAUCGGUUCAAAAUGGUAAAACAGAAUAUGAAAUCGAAGAACAUCUCUUCAGUAUCCGCGUACUAUGCCGGAAAAAAUGUUUUCAUUACGGGUGGGACUGGCUUUCUUGGCAAGGCCCUUAUAGAGAAACUUCUAUACAGUUGCAAUGACAUUGGCAAAGUGUUCAUGCUUAUACGGGAAAAGAGAGGAGUUUCUGCUCAAGAUAGAAUAAAAGUCAUGCUUGAAACUGAGCCAUUUGCACGACUUAGAAACGAGAGGCCUCAAGACUUCAAAAAGAUUGUUCCCGUAUAUGGUGAUCUAGUAGCUGAUUCGCUCGGAAUCAGUACUGAGGAUCAAAAAAUGCUUUUUGAAGAGGUGUCCGUUGUCUUCCACUUAGCAGCAACAAUUAAAUUUAACGAACCAUUAUCCGUUGCUAUGAAAGUUAACGUAGAAGGCACACACGAAGUUCUGAAAUUGGCGCAAAAAAUGAAGAAAUUGGAAUCCUUCGUCUACAUGUCAACGGCCUUUUCAAACACAUCCCUGCAGAGAUACCACGUGGAAGAGAAAAUGUAUCCUCCACCUAAGCCUAUGGACGAAGUUUACGACCUGAUUAAAAGCAACGAUCCAAAUGAACGUUUUAAUUCCGAUAUUUUAGAUGGUCGCCCAAACACAUACACAUUCACAAAGGCGCUAGCUGAAAACUUUGUUGUCGAUAACCACGGCGACAUACCAUGCGUAAUCGUUCGGCCGUCAGUAGUAACUGCUGCCUUAAAAGAGCCCGUCGAAGGGUGGAUCGACAAUUGGCAAGGAGCGACUCCAGUCCUCUCCCUCAUCGCAAAAGGCUGGGUGCGCUGCCUCUACGGUGAAAAAAUAAACAACUUUGAAAUCAUUCCCAUAGACUACGUCGUGAACCUCACCAUCAUCAGUGGUGCUAAUUGCAAGAAAUCAAAGGAUGUUCCCAUAUACCAUUGCUGCAGCAGCGGAAGUAACCCAAUCACACUAAAGGAAACGUCUAUUUUAUACACUGCAGAGAGCGUGAAGCAUGGAUAUAAUGAACUGCCACUACCAGGAAUGAUAUUUUCAAAAUCAUCAUGGAUUUUAUUCCUCAUGACGCUCUUAUUUCAAGUUAUUCCAUCCUAUUUGGCUGAUUUAUUCCUUUACGCCAUUGGAAAACCAACAAGAUACGUCAAAAUCCAAACUAAACUAGCAUCAUACCUGGAUACCAUUCGUUUCUUCAGCUCACAUUCAUGGAAUAUAACUAACGACAAGACAAGGAGUCUCUACUCCAGUCUUAAUUCUGCUGAUAAGAACCUCUAUCCCUGUGAUGCUAAUCUUAUUAACUGGAAACAGUACAUCCCUAUCUACUUUAGAGGUGUCAAACAAUUCUUAGUAGACCCAGCAGAGAAGAAAAGGCAGUGAAUUAUACAUUAAGUUGUGAUUUCAAAAAAAUCUAAUUGAUAUUUUAAAGUUUGUACAAUAUAGAUUAAUUUAUUAUAAGGCAAUCUUUAUCUGCAACCUCAGAUAUAUUUUUAAUAAUUUAAAAUAGUUAUUAGGGUACUAUACAAAAUUGGGUCUAAAUUUACUUCCGUAUGUCAAAACCAAUUCGGCCUACAGGAUUUAAAAUUACCUCUAAGUCUCGAUUCUGAACAUUACAUGGAUUUUUCUUAAUUAUUUGUAUAGUUCUCUAUCUCUGUGCAUUUACUGAGUGCUAAGUAAAAGAUCUUGCGAUUGUUAUUUUUUUAUUUUUUUUUAUUCGCCUCAAUAUAAAUAUUAUUCGUUUAACAAUAUUUGGAUAUGUUGGUUAAUA